Candida albicans SC5314 is the source of this 2259-nucleotide messenger RNA. RefSeq names its product CCR4-NOT core subunit (gene NOT3). The record is from RefSeq and is a predicted model, not a curated record. The transcript has 2 exons. Lineage: Eukaryota; Fungi; Ascomycota; Pichiomycetes; Serinales; Debaryomycetaceae. Gene Ontology annotation, cellular component: P-body; CCR4-NOT core complex; nucleus. The coding region runs from base 1 to 2259 and encodes 752 amino acids. Gene Ontology annotation, biological process: nuclear-transcribed mRNA poly(A) tail shortening; regulation of DNA-templated transcription.
AUGUCAAAUCGAAAACUACAAAAGGAAAUUGACAUUAUUUUCAAGAAAAUCCAAGAAGGCUUACAAGACUUUGACUACCAUUAUGAACGAUACGAAAGUAUACAAAACACUGAAGAUGAUUCUGAUAAUCAAAGAGAAAAAGAGAAAUUGGCCAAUGAUCUAAAAAAAGAAAUCAAAAAAUUACAAAAAUUUCGAGAACAAAUCAAACAUUGGCUACAGAAUGAUACUGUGCAUACUCUAGGACCCGUUGGAACAUCGUAUGAAUCUAAACUAGCUGAAAAUAAGAGUCUAAUUGAGGAUUCCAUGGAAACGUAUAAACUAGUAGAAAAGCAAAGUAAAUUGAAAACAUUUUCCAACCAGUCCAUCAUGAUGACAUUUAUGGAUAGCACGAAUGGCGAUGACGAUGAUGAUGACGACGAUUCAGAUGAUGAUGAGUUGUUCAGUGGUAGUGAUGAAGAUGAGGAAGACGAAUACAGUGAUUUGCCAGAAGAUGCGGUGAACGCCAUUCAUUUCUUCAAAGAUUCUAUACUACAGUUGAGAGAACAAACACACAAGUUGGAUCAUGAAUACGAAAAGUUGGCAGCCAAGAAGUUACGUAAAAACAAUUUGGCGACCAUAGAGGCCAAGAAGGAAAAGAUUCAGCUGACGAUAGGGAACAAUAAAUUUCAUCAGAAAAAGCUCAAGAAAUUACUCAGACAGUUGACAAGUGGUGUAGUUACAGAAUUUAAUUUAAUAUGGUUGUUGAAAGACGAUUUGAAUAAAUAUUUGGAAUCUAAUGGAGACUAUGAGUUUACUAGAGAAACCGAAUUAUACGAUGACAUUUUCAAUCAAAUUGCAGCAGUCGAAGAAGAUUAUUCUGAAAUUCACGAAGACAACCAUGACCAUUCGCAUUCCCACCUUGAAAAAACUUCAACGGCGAAUGGAACACACCAUGAAAGUGCGACCACCACAGCUACUGCUGCUAAAAACUCUUCUGUAACAACACGAACAUCGCCGUCUCCAAUUUUAACGAAAGCAAAUGGCCAUAUCAAAGAAUUAUCCGUUGAAUCAGGAUCUCCUACGACUUCACGUCUGAAACUUCUGAAAAUCCAUACCAAUACACUGCAACUGAGUACACAUUCAAACACUUCCUCAUCAACGCACGCACAGGCUCCUCGACAAAGCCCCGAAUUAACUUCACCGGCAAUUGUAAAGACUUUGAGACCGGCAACUGCUCCUUCUAAGCCAGUUGGUACUCUCAAAUGGUCUGCGGCGGCGGCAGCAGCAAUUCCCGAUGUUCAAGAAAAACCAGAAUUAGUAGAAACAGAAUCCAAUGGAUCUAGUGUACACAAAACAGUAUCUAAGGAUCAAUAUGAGGAAAAAAUAAAUUACCAAUCACCAGCACCAACACAACAACAACAACAACCGCAAACACUGGUAGAACUGAAGACUCUUUCUACCACCCAAAGUUUGGCUUCUUCAAUCACCGACAAUAUAAAUCUUGAUAAAUAUAAGGAAGUGAUCAAGAAUUCGAAUUUAACUAAAACCGAGUUGGGGUUGUUUUCCGACAUGAACUUGGCCAGAGUUCCACCAGGUAUUCAAGAUCUAGUGAUAUCGUUUGCAUCAAAAAGAAAUAACGAUAACUUUAAAGUUUUAGUCGAUUCAACUGAAUUCAAUCAAUUUGCUUUACCAUUACACAAACCAUAUUUACCUGAGAUUGUUCAGCCAUCAUAUUAUUCGCAAUAUACCAGUACCAGUUUUAAGCAUCCAACUCCAUUAGUCAAAUUUCAAAGCUAUUGGAAUCAAGUAAGAGCAAACUUUGGAUUUCAGAAAUUAAUGGACGAGAUAAAAUCAUUGACUUUGCAAAAUAAUGCUGAUAAUUUGCCAAUUAUUGCUGAGUUAACAUUUGUAUUAUUUUAUGGAUUUUAUUAUGGUGUUACUCCAGCUGAAAACUUGAUUGCUGAAUCGUAUUUAUUUGAAUUGGGUUGGAAACCUUACAAGAACCAAUCAGAAGAUGGUAGUAAUAAUUUAUCAACUGGUUCAAUUAGUUUAUCAGAUAUUAAUGGACUGAAAUCCAAGUCUAAUAGAUCUAGUAAUUAUUAUUUUUGGUUCAAACGAGUAAAAUUAAUUUCUCGUGGUGAAGAUAUGGGACAACCAUCUAAUAUUGAAUUUGGUGAUUACCAAGUGUUUGAUUUGAGUUUUUGGGAAAUAUUUGUCAAAUAUGGUUUCAAAUUUGAUUAUAAUUUUUGUCAAAUGGAACCAUCAAAAACAUUAUUUUGA